This is a messenger RNA of Pocillopora meandrina, 2078 nucleotides long. The record is from the annotation of a GenBank genome assembly. NCBI's taxonomy places the organism in Eukaryota, Metazoa, Cnidaria, Anthozoa, Scleractinia, Pocilloporidae.
AUGUCAGGUCACCUUGAUGCCCUCCUCAGAGGUUUGAUAAUCGAACGUCUGGGUAAAUAUGGUGACCAAGCCACUGUCGCCGAGGCGCAGAAGAGAUUUGAAGAACACUGGAAAGGUGAAUCCACCAUUCCGGCUGACUUAAGGUCUGCGGCGUACAGCACAGUGUUCAAACAUGGUGAUGGUAACACCCUAGAGUCUGUGAUGCAACUUUUGAAAGAAGCUGAUCUGCUCGAAGAGAAAGUCCGAUUGAUGAGAUGUAUGGGAGCUGUGUCACAACCUGAUCUGAUCAAGAAAGUGUGCGACUUCUCCUUGUCGGUGUGUUUUUUUUAAACUGUGAAUAAAAAAAAAUUUUUUUCACCGUUAAUAACAUAGCAUGCCAUCAAAUUUGCCUUUACUCAGAUACUCCAUGGUUAGAUCAUGUAUCUUUCGCAACAGAACUUUGUAAGACUAUCAGGUGCAUCUCUAUUGCGUGACGGAAAAUCAAACUGAAAGUGAUACAAUGGCCAAUCAAAACAAUGGAAAAUACCUCAAAUAACCAAUGAGAUCUCACAUACAGUUAUUACAAGCAGGCUUCCCUAAGCGCGGGAGAAUUCAAAGAAACAAUCGUGCGUGGUGUUAUUUCUGCUUCUGAUUGGCUGACAUUGUGGCCAAUUACAGAGCGAAGCCACUGCAAUCCUAGACAAGCCUCCAUACUCAAUCGAAAAUCUCGUUCACAGUCCUGUCUUACAUAGAUCAAGCAAAGGUAGUGUAGAAACCAUUUAUGGUAUCUGACUACAAGCUUUAACCCUUUAAACCCUAACAGUGACUAGGAUCUAAUUUCUCCCAACGAUAUCACCCCUGAAUCUCACAUAAAGGUCAUGAGAAUGAAGAAAAUGAUUACCAACUAAAAGAAGCUUUUUAUCAGCAACAAAAUCUCUCUUCUUUCGCUAAUGUGUAGUGUGAAAGGGCAUGAAAUGGCUCAGAAAUUUAAUCGAGAGAACUUGGACGAGCUGCACAAUCGCCAUGAAGGAGGUUUCUUGCUUUCUCGCCUGAUCAAGGUUGGACAAAGUCUUUUAUUUCUUAGAGCGCAUUUAGAUUAAGUGUUUUAAAAUCAAAACCAAACGAAUCACUGAGACCAAUGAAAAUAAAAGAAAAACGUUUUAGGAGGCGGAUAGAACAAAAUGUUAACUCAUGCUAACUGCCCGAAGCUCAGAAAAACGCGAGCGACCAUGGUGCGAUUUAAAUAGUGGAUCUACGAAAGGCUAGCGCCAGUUUCCUUAAAAAUUUUCGUAGCAGAGUAGAACAAAACCAAAGCAGUUAUUAAACUGAAAUUUCUCAAAGGUAAUUAGAUUAUUCUGGAACGCGCUGGUUACGUUUGGUUUAAGAGAGGGAUAACCUCUUCUGCUUUGCUUAUUUUUUUUUCCGUUUUAUUGCAGUCCACUACAGAUAUGUUUAUCACUGAAGAGGCUGCCAAAGAAGUCGAGGUGAGCUGCUUAUGUAGACGGAUUAAAAAAAUUAAAGCGCCUUUGUCAAAUUUCGCUGGCUUAGUGUGCUGCCUAGGAUUUCCCUUUUAUCCUUUUUUUUUUUUUUUUUUCAGGAACUCUACCCCAACCAUUCAGUGCCUGCUGCAGAGAGGACCAUUCAACAGUCCUUGGAGAACAUACAACUCAAUUGCGCGUGGCUUGGGCGCAAAUCAUUUUAUAAUGCAAGAGAUUGGUGAAAUCUCUAAAAAACAUACAUAUAAAAAUAAAAAAGUGAAGAUAAACCAAUGUCAAUGUCAUAUCCAACAAUAUGGAAAAAUAUAAGAGUCUUAUGCUUGGAGAUCAUCUGGUCUUCAUUGAUAGUUCCCAAUUUAUGUGCUCCAUUCUUUAUAAAUUAGUAUCAGUAUUAGUAUUAGUAUCGGUUAGUAAUCUGCCUGAGGAAGCUUUUUACUAAGCACCCUACCUCCACCUUCCAAUAAGCACCCCUCUCUCCAAUAAGGAAGGAAAUUGUUAGCAUCUCCUCAAGUUGAAAGAUUCUUCACAUUAACAUCAUCACAAUGGUAUAUAAACUGUAAAUGUAAAAGGGAAUUAAUACUGUAUUCAUGUACUGGUUCGGUA